UUAAAAGAAGUGCUAUAACGUUCACCUUUAAUGUACACUUUUUCUGUGUUUGAAUGCAUGCAUCUCUUUUUGAAAAUCUGAAAUCAAACCUGCAUAAAGAAGCCGCGCCAUGAACCUGAGCCCAAAUUAUGGAUGAAUACGAAGCACAAUUGCUCGUUGUGGAGCAGGCGUUGGAAAAUACCACGGAUGAGCCCCAACGCCAGGAACUUUUGGCCCUUAAGUCGAAUCUACAGGAGUUACUAGCCCUCACCCGGGAGACAGAAGAUGAACCACCAACCGAUGAAUUACCUCAACAAGCAGACGACUUGGACGACGAGCUGCAGCGGCUCAGAAGCGAACUCAGCAAUCUGGAAGGAGCUGACAUUACCCAAUCCGCAGCGGAUGAAGAGCGGCAGCUGUCGGAUUUACGGGCGAAGUACACCGCCAUGGUGGGCGAGAAGUGCUCCGCUCCCCACGAGCACAGUUGGGGCACCUGCUACCACAAUGCUCUCAUCUGCGGAGUGGACGAUGAGGUGGUCAUGAACGGCGAUGGCAUCUUAGAUGCCCGACUAAGAGUGCUCUUCACGAAUCCCACGCAUCGGGAAAUGCUGCCUUGUUCUUAUUAUCUUGAGGGCGAGUGCCGUUUUGAUGAAACGAGGUGUCGCUUUUCCCACGGCGCUCUGGUUACCGGUAGCUCUAUUAAAAAAUACAAUCCACCCGAAUUCCACAAGCUUUGCCGCAGUCGAGCAGUGUUUGCCCAGCUGCCGGAUCGCCUGUGGCACCGAGGUCGUGUCCUUUGCGUGAAUUUCGUAGAGCAGGUUUGCCGGGUGCGAUUAGAUGGCCAGGAUCACAAGGAACGGGAGCGUGACUUUAAGUUUGAAGAGCUGUUUCCACUGACCACGGAUCUGGGUGAGGAUGACGACCUCUCCAGCGAAGACAGCAUCUCUAGCAUAAACGGCGAAAGCAGUGAUGAGGUAGACUCGGACAUGGAUGAUUUGGAGGAAGCCAGGAGAGCCCGAAUGGUCGAGUUAAGUUUGUUUACCUUUAAGCCAACAGAAAAGCUGGGUGCCUGGGAGGAGUUCACGCGGGGCAUCGGAUCCAAGCUCAUGGAGAAAAUGGGCUACAUCCAUGGCACGGGUCUCGGCUCAGAUGGAAGAGGCAUUGUGACGCCUGUUAGCGCCCAAAUACUUCCCCAGGGUCGAUCUUUAGAUGCCUGCAUGGAGCUGCGAGAGGCUGCCAACGGGGACAGUGACUAUUUCAGUGUGGAACGAAAGCUGAAGCGUGCGCAGCGCCGGCAACGAAAAGCGGAUGAAAAGGCCUACGUCCGGGAAUCACAACGUACGGAUGUUUUUACAUUUUUGAACGCCAGUGUUCUCGGUCCUGGGGAAAGCGAUCAGCAGGGUGAGCAAGUGGCCAAGAAGGCUAAGACCAACGAACUACAACAGCAUUCGACCAAAACCCUUAACGUGGAGUCAGUGCGAGUGGCUGAUGAAAUCCGCCGAAAGCAGCGGGACAUUGCAAAAGUGAAGCAGUCUCUGGACAGAAAUUCUGGAGAUGCACAGCUUCAGAAACGACUGCAAGUGCAGCUGCAGAGCCACAAACAGGAGCUGGCCACGCUUCAGGCUCAGGAACGUAGUUUAAGCAAGGAACAGCAGACGCGCAAAAGCAAGAAUAAAAUGUUUGAGUUUUGAUUUGAA
Drosophila rhopaloa is the source of this 1676-nucleotide messenger RNA. Its product is annotated as zinc finger CCCH-type with G patch domain-containing protein. Gene Ontology annotation, biological process: regulation of transcription by RNA polymerase II; negative regulation of DNA-templated transcription. The record is from RefSeq and is a predicted model, not a curated record. The transcript has 3 exons. Gene Ontology annotation, molecular function: RNA polymerase II cis-regulatory region sequence-specific DNA binding; DNA-binding transcription factor activity, RNA polymerase II-specific; metal ion binding. Gene Ontology annotation, cellular component: nucleus. Lineage: Eukaryota; Metazoa; Arthropoda; Insecta; Diptera; Drosophilidae. The coding region runs from base 129 to 1670 and encodes 513 amino acids.